AUGAGCGCAGCCGGGCCGCUUCCUGCAUUCCCUUCCGCGCCUACCGGAUCUCCGCGAGGCCCCGCGUCCCACGGCGACUCCGGUGGCAGUGUCGGCAUCAAUGGAGGCGGCGGCGGCGGCGGCGGAAACGGCGGCGAGCGUGCAUUCGCGCACAUCGACGACAUCAAGGCCGAUGCGCUGUCCGACGUUAGCCCUCAGCAGUCGAUCAGCAACCUGAUCCAGCAUGCCGAAAGGUCUCUGCAGCAAGCCAGAGGUCACAUCKAGUUCCGUCGCCCGGAUCAUGCGUUUAUGAACUAUCUUCGCGCGUGUGAAAUUGUAGUGGAGAUCAUACCCAAUCACAAGGACUACAUCCACUUCUUCCAUGAUCAGUAUGGUGGCCUUAGGACACGACUACUACAACAAAAGGUUGCUGGUAUGAGCGAUCAAUUCGCCAAUAUCAAGCAGAUCAUUGUGAACAACAACAGUCGCUCGGGUGUCCAACCGCGAGCGAGCCAACAGCACGCUUCCUCUCCUUCUCAUACGCGAACCGGCUCUGAGAGUGUGUUAAUGCCAUCAACACGUAAGGUGAAGCCUUCGAUAUCACCCAAGCCCGACAGCAUGCACGCACGAGCCAUAUCCUCUGUGAGUACUCCUAUGAAUGGCGCUUCUUCAUCACCAUCCGCGGAAGCCCUUUCGGAUCGUUUCGCGAAGCUUCGUGGUUUUGGACAGACAGACUCCGCGCGGCCUGGCUCAGGGGCUUCGACGUCUUCCGUGCAAGGCAUGCCCCUCUCGGGGCCUAAUGGAGAUGAUGGCGGCGGGAGUGCAAAUUUCUCGAGGCCACUCGGCCCUCGUGGCAUGCCAGAGAACGGCACUGGUCUGUCUCGUCCAUCAAAGCUGCCGCUCGAUAUAGACUGGGCCAUAUCCAUGCCGAAGCCGCCAAGUCCGACAUACAGCCCAGCGCGUAACAUGCAGACAACGGGGAAUAUCGCCGCGCCGAGACAUAGCGCACGAAGUCUGGCGGGCUCGAACAGUCGCAAGUCGUCCCUGGGACCUCGGUCGUCUGCAUCAUCCACUGCACCCAAUGGGGGAUCUGACUAUUUCUCGGCCCCAGUCUCAAACAAUACGGCAAUGACCACUCCUCUUGCCACUCCCCUUGGGCGAAGGAAGUCCGUGCAUAUGCCUCUUGAGACUCGAAUCGGCGCGGAAAGGCUAUAUGACUACCUGGACCGCUAUAGCAUCCUGCUCAUCGACUUCCGACCCAGAGACGAUUUCGAUCAAGGCCACAUCUACCACCGAAGCGUGAUAUGUAUCGAGCCAUUGGCCAUGCGACCAGGAAUGAGUGCCGAGGAGGUUAGCGAGGGCUUGGUUCUCUCUCCUGAAGAAGAACAAGACAUGUUCUACAACCGGGAUAAAUAUGAUGUUGUUGUCUAUUUCGAUGCCGAUACACAGUCCGAUGCGUACUUGAGCAGGCCAAGCACAGAGAGCGAGAUGAAACUGAAAUGCUUGCAUGAAGCGCUCUAUGACUACAACCAAGACAAACCGCUCCAGCGACCUCCAAUCAUGCUCAUCGGCGGAAUGGCUGCCUGGGUCGAUCUUUUGGGAAACCAGGCACUGAUAGCAUCAGAUACCAAGGCUCGGUCGAAACAGGGAAGACCUCUGACAAGACACCCUCCUCAACGGGAUGGCGCGAUGAGAGUCACCAAGCGACGGCUCAGAGAUUACAACCCUUUGGAUCCCGAGGAAGCAAAGUCAUGGCGUGAUCGUGCCAAAAGCGAAAGCGUAAGAGAGGCUCCACCUACGGCAUUUACUGCCGGAGCCGGUAAGGACGAGGAGCAGGAUGAUGUGGAAGACCAUUUCCCUAGUAUCGAGGAUUUCAACGCGCGGUUCGCCGAGGCCGCAACGAUUGGGAACGAGCCUUAUGCUUCGAGCAAUGGAUCAGGCAACCGUCCUACUCAGGAAUCAUCGUCCAACAUCCCACAAUAUCCCUCGCGACCCACUCCAUCAGUGCCCCCACAAGUACCUGCCCGUCCUGCCCCCGCAGCUCCCCGUAUGGGUUACGCAGGCGUCAGCGAUCGUGCAGUCUCUCAAAACACGCCACCACCUCGAACAUCCAGUAAUUUGGUGCCAUAUAUCUCUCCACGAUAUCUUACCGAGAAUUUGCGGAUACCCAAGACUGGGCUAAAGAACUUUGGUAGCACAUGCUACAUGAAUGCGAMUCUCCAGGCGCUCUCAGCGACCACUCCGCUUACCGUUCUGUUCCUCAAUGAUGGCUUCAAGAAACUCGUGCAAGAUAACUGGAAAGKCUCCCGUGGCGUACUUCCAGAGGUGUACAGCAAUGUGAUCAGAGAAUUGUGGAAAGACAACGUUGAUUUCAUCAAGCCAAGUACCUUCUUCAAUUUCUGCGGCCGCCUGAACAACAUGUUCCGUGAUCCGUCGCAGCAGCAAGACACCCAGGAGUUCUUUUCAUUUGUUGUAGACUGCUUACACGAGGACCUCAAUGAGCACUGGAAAGGGUCGCCGCUCCGCCAUCUCACCGAGAAGGAAGAAGCUGAACGUGAACGCCGGCCUCGACAAUUCGUCGCCAAAACGGAAUGGGACCGUUACACUCAUCGAGAGAACUCCUUCAUCACCUCUCUCUUCUACGGACAGCAAAGUUCUCGGAUGCGUUGCCGGCAUUGCAAUGUGACGAAUACCACAUACGAUCCUUGGUCAACGCWCCAGCUUGAGAUUCCCGACGCCAAGGAAGCUCAGCUCCAGUCCUGCCUCAGACACCACUUUAAAGAUGAGUCGCUCGACGAAAACAGCAUGUGGCGCUGCCCGAAAUGCAAAGUGCCUCGUCUUGCCAACAAGAAAUUUACCAUAACUCGCGCACCACAUUGCCUUGUCAUUGCGUUCAAACGGUUCAAUACUAGCGACGGACGGAAGCUCCAUACUGCGGUACGGUUUCCCUUGGAAGGACUGGACAUGGGAGAAUUCGUGCUGCCGGCUCCUUCUGUGGAAGAAGAGAAAUCCAUCCGGGCGACAUAUGGAAAUACUGCUCUUGAUGGGCUUGACCCAGGCAUGAGAGGACCGUUCAUCUAUGACGCGUAUGCGGUCGUGCGGCAUCAAGGCAGCACGACAAGAAGUGGCCAUUACACUUCUGCAGUGAAGGAUCGAGCCAGAGGCGUCUGGAGAUUCUUCAAUGAUACUCAGAGUUCGGACUUUCAUCCUGAGAGGCUGAGUUCGUCGCAGGCUUUGGAUAAUGAUCAGGCUUAUUUGUUGUUUUAUCAGAGGAGAGAGGUUGGGAAGGUUGGAGAUGGGAGGUUGUGA
Ramularia collo-cygni is the source of this 3288-nucleotide messenger RNA. RefSeq names its product related to ubiquitin C-terminal hydrolase. Gene Ontology annotation, biological process: protein deubiquitination. The coding region runs from base 1 to 3288 and encodes 1095 amino acids. Gene Ontology annotation, cellular component: cytoplasm. Gene Ontology annotation, molecular function: cysteine-type deubiquitinase activity. The transcript has a single exon. The record is from RefSeq and is a predicted model, not a curated record. Lineage: Eukaryota; Fungi; Ascomycota; Dothideomycetes; Mycosphaerellales; Mycosphaerellaceae.